AUGGCACCUAGGCCUCCUCUGCCUCCUGUUCCAAACCCAGAUAAUCCUCAUUUGGUGGGAGCAAUUGAAGCGAUGAUAGCAGCCAUGCAGCAACAAAAUGCUAACAUGGUGAAUCAGCAAAAUCUAGCCUUGCAACAGAUGGAGUCUGCAAGACUAGCAACAGAAGCGACUCAGCAGAGGCACUUGGAAGCCCUGCAUCAGAUAGGGGAAAAUCGUUCAGCCGCUGUUAGUCCGGAUAGAGCUGAUCAGUGGAUGCGGGACAUGGAACGAAUCUAUGAUGCUAAGAGAUGUCCUGCAGAGAACAGGCUGGCAUACACUGAGUACCUUCUUGCUGGAGAGGCCGUGCAUUGGUGGUCCAACAUGAAGAUGAUGUUGGAGGACAGCCAUGAGACCAUCACCUGGGAACUGUUUAAGAAGAAGUUUUAUGUUGAGUUUUUCCUAGAUAGUGUGAGAUUCCACACCCUGAAGAUGGCAGAGGACUGGCAGUGUAGAAAAUUUGAGAAUGGGUUGAGGGGUGACCUCAAGCUCAUGGUGGUUUCACUCUCUAUCAAGGAGUUCCCUGCCUUGGUAGAGAAGGCAAGAGUGAUGGAGAAGCUCAAGGCUGAAGUUGAAGCUCAGCAGAGGUCUCACCUGAAGGUGGGAGGACCAUCUGGGUCCACGAGCAAACACGACGACAAGAGGAAGCCAUACUCUAGGCCUCAGCCAUAG
Vigna unguiculata (cowpea) is the source of this 708-nucleotide messenger RNA. The record is from RefSeq and is a predicted model, not a curated record. NCBI's taxonomy places the organism in Eukaryota, Viridiplantae, Streptophyta, Magnoliopsida, Fabales, Fabaceae.